Molecule: messenger RNA, 2049 nt
Organism: Mitosporidium daphniae
Lineage: Eukaryota; Fungi; Microsporidia
Exons: 4
Coding region: 1-2049 (682 amino acids)
Source: RefSeq, a predicted model, not a curated record
AUGGAAAUAACUUUAGAAGAGUUUUAUUCGCUUCUUAGGAAUGUUGAUAAUUGGAUAUCUAAACGAUACUCAAACAGCUCUUCAAAGGACAAAUCCGUUCUCCAUAAUAUUUGCUCGUCUCCACAUAGGACGCAACACCCAUUUUCACUUGGAAUCGUCACGCCGACGAGCUCGUUGCCUACCGUUCCUACUGCAGAUACCGACGACGAAUUGUCAUUUAAAACGCCAAAAUUUGACAAAAAAGACCUGUCCACAUUGCUUGGCGAUUCUUCAAAGUUCUCAAAAGAUGCGCUUUUGGAUAAGCUGAUUCAAAAGGCUGCACAUGAAAAGCUAUCUCUGCUCCAAAGAAUUGACCGCUUGGAAGAGAAAUAUACGGAAAAUAUAAAAGGCCAAGAGAGCAUCAUUCUGGAUUUGAAGAAAUCAAAUGAUCUGAUCAUGGACGAGCUCAAGACCUCCAAAGCCCUCUAUGACAACCAAUUGUCAUUGAGCAAAAGGAAUGUGGAAAUCGAUAUUUUCCCUCGAAACGCUCAAGAAGCACAUACAGCGACCACAAAUAUGCAAACAAAGACCAAAAACGCUCCAGAUUGCAAAGAAAACGAGCCAAGCCUUAACAUGCUUUCUGAUUCUGAACCGAUCCUUUCAGACACUCCGAAGAGGAUGGCCAGGACUGAGGACGAUAUGCUGCCUUUUGUUAAGCCUAUUCUUGAUUUCCAUCAAUAUUCACCAAAUGGAAUGCAGGAAGGGUAUGAAUCGGAUAACUCUUCCAUUCUUGAAGGCGAAGGUGAGAAAAUUGUUGUAAUGGAAACGCUCUAUAUGACAUCUCCAAUUCGGAUGAGCGACUUGGAUGCUUGUCAGGAUCUCCCCAAAACCAGUGCUUUGGAUGCAUCUCAUAUAGACGAGUCGCCUUUCAUUCAAAAAAAUGGCGAGCCAGCGACUUUGGAUUUCCAAAAAACUGCGAAAGAAGAUGCUAUUUUUUCUCCGGAAGCCGAAUUGACAAAACAAAGCGAUCACUUGCUAUCUUCCGACUCUUCGUAUCCAGAGUCUAGCUCGAUAUCGUGCCCGGAAGAUUCUCUGGAUGAGUGCAAAAUACUAUCCCCGCCCUUUGUAUGCACCGAGACUCCACCUACUAUCGUCGAUGAACACGAGAAUGCAGCGGCAGGUCAAAGGGAAGCUUCAAUUGAAAAAGAAGCUUCAAUUCAAAACGAAGAUACCGAUCUUUCCAAAAUAUUUGAUGGAAAUACAGACGCCGGGAUUUUAAAUGCAGAUGAUUACAAAUCCUUUUUUGCAAAGCUAGCAGAAUGGGAAGAAAAGCACAGGGAAACAAACGAGGAAAUCCUCUCCUCUGUAAGAAAUAAGAGAUUUUCUCCAAGAACCUCAAAACUGUAUUCCGUUGAUUCUAUAAUGACACCGGUGGCACCCAAGCAAGAAAUAUUGACAGAAACUACACCCAUCGAAAAAGAUACUACUAGCCUUUUUGUCGCCAAUGGCGAGCAAUUAGUGCUGUUCUCGUCAUUGGCGACAAAGGGUCCAGACGCCAUCAUGCCUAUUUCCGAGCAAGAGCAGAGCUAUGUUGAAAAAUUGUACUCUGUAGGAGCCCGUAUAAAGUCACUAUCUCUAUCCGCUCCAGAACGAAAAUUCAUGAUGCACGAGCUUGUCAGUAAUGAAUCGGAAGCUUUGGCUGCCAAUGACGGCCGAAAACAAGAUGACACCUCGUCAACCCUGACAUUUUUGCGUAUUUUUCUUGUCUGGCUGCUUGAGCACAAGGUGACCACUUGUAGCCGCAAUUCUCACGUCGCUACAGAUUGCCAUGGCACCACUGAAGCGCUUUCUUCGUCUUCUUGUGUUGUUGAAAAUCCAUAUUUUGAGGGAGAUGAAGAAGUAAUUGGACGUCCAAACAUUGUUGCUCCUCCGAAACAAGAAAAGAAAUCUUCCAUCAAUUCGGAAUUGUCCAUUUCUCACGUCACGAUAAGCUCCCUGAUUUUGGUUGUAAUUUUAUAUUUUAUUGCCGUGGAGCAAGCAAAACUUGGCAUGGAUAUUCCGCCCGUUUAA